This is a messenger RNA of Acyrthosiphon pisum (pea aphid), 633 nucleotides long. RefSeq lists its product as uncharacterized. The record is from RefSeq and is marked predicted. NCBI's taxonomy places the organism in Eukaryota, Metazoa, Arthropoda, Insecta, Hemiptera, Aphididae.
AGGUGACCAAAGACACGGCCAACUCGCAUCUGGAGCAGAAGGCCAAGAGUGUGCAGUCGGAGGAGUCGACCAAGUCGGUGUCGGAAUCGGUGGAGAAGCUGGCCAACGGUGGCGUGAAAAAGAAGACGGUAAUGUCCUCGUCGCAACAGUUCUCGUCCGAGGAAUCCUUUGAGGAGAGCUGGUCGUCCUCCGGGCCUGUCAUUACCACCACCGUGCCCAAGCAAAUCGAACAAUAAUAUAUUAUUAUAUUUUAUUAUCAUCUACGUAUUUCAAUAAUAAUUAACGACGAUGAUUUACGGUACGAUACCGCGUGCGACGAUGUAAUAUUGUAUUAUAUUGCAUUAUAAUAUUAUAAUAUGGUGAUGAUAAAUAGAUCACGCGGAUAAAUCUGACGGUCAAUAAUGUUGCAUUUAUCAUUGUUAUACAUGUACUGUAUUAUAAUAUAAUAUUACAUACGUACGCGUGGGGUAUACUGCUUGUCAUUAUAUUAUCUCUAACUGUCUAUACACAAUAUUAAAAUGUUAAUGUAAUAAUAUGUAAUUUUUUUUCGAUUGUUUUCAACGCACACAAUAAUUUUAACCGGACAUUAUACAAUAUAUUAUUAUAAUAUUAUACUAGUGUCAUUUAAUAUAA